AUGGAUACAAUUAUUUCCAAUACAACUGAGUUUGUAAACUCUAAUCCUACACUCAUUAACAACGUAGAAUUACAAUCCACAACAAUCAUACAAUAUCUAAAAUCGUUCUCAAAUUGGCAAAUCGCCUUAGCUUUCAUAAUUAUAAUAUUAACAUGGGACCAAAUAUCAUAUCAAAUGAAAAAAGGUUCCAUCGUAGGUCCAAAAUUCAAAUGGUACCCAAUUAUUGGUCCCUUCCUAGAAUCAUUAGAUCCUAAAUUCGAAGAAUAUAAAGCUAAAUGGUAUUCAGGUGAUUUAUCAUGUGUCUCCAUCUUCCAUAAAUUCGUCAUCAUCUCGUCCACAAGAGAUAUCUCAAGGAAAAUCUUUCAAUCUUCUAAAUUCGUUAAACCAUGCGUAGUGGACGUCGCUGUUAAGAUCCUAAGACCAACUAAUUGGGUAUUCCUUGAUGGUAAACCUCAUAUAGAUUAUAGAAAAUCAUUAAAUGGUCUUUUCACAAAAUCUGCAUUAGCUAAAUAUUUACCUUCUCAACAAAAAGUAAUGGAUAAAUAUUUAGAAAAAUUCAUUCAAUUAUCAAAGGAGAAUAAUUACGAACCACAAAUCUUCUUCCAUGAAAUGAGAGAAAUCUUAUGCGCAUUAUCAUUAAGAGCAUUUUGUGGAGAUUACAUCACUGAGGACCAAAUUAGGAAAAUCGCUGAUGAUUACUAUUUAGUCACCGCUGCUUUGGAAUUAGUCAAUUUCCCAAUCAUUAUUCCAUACACUAAGACUUGGUACGGUAAAAGAACUGCAGAUAACGCAAUGAAAAUCUUUGAAUCAUGUGCUCAAAAAUCAAAAGAUUAUAUCGCUGCAGGUGGUGAACCUAUUUGUGUAAUGGAUGCAUGGUGUAAAUUAAUGCAUGAUGCUAAGAAUGAAAAUGAUGAAAAUUCAAGAAUCUUACAUAGAGAUUUCUCAAAUAAGGAAAUCUCUGAAGCUAUUUUCACUUUCCUUUUCGCAUCUCAAGAUGCUUCUUCUUCUUUAGCUUGUUGGUUAUUCCAAAUCGUUGCGGAUCGUCCUGAUGUAUUACAAAAGAUUAGAGAAGAGCAAUUGGCUGUCCGUAAUAAUGAUUUAUCCACUGAGAUUACUAUUGAUUUAAUUGAUCAAAUGAAAUAUACUAAUAUGGUCAUUAAGGAAACUUUACGUUAUAGACCUCCUGUCUUAAUGGUUCCAUAUGUCGUUAAGGAAAAAUUCCCCGUAACACCAAAUUACACUGCUCCUAAGGGGUCCAUGUUGAUUCCAACUUUAUAUCCAGCUUUACAUGAUCCUGAAGUUUAUGAAAAUCCAGAUGAAUUCAUCCCAGAAAGAUGGGUUGAAGGUUCUAAAGCAAGUGAAGCUAAGAAAAAUUGGUUGGUUUUCGGCUGCGGUCCUCAUGUUUGUUUAGGUCAAACUUAUGUUAUGAUUACUUUUGCAGCAUUGUUAGGUAAAUUUGCAUUGUAUACUGAUUUCGAACAUAAAGUUACUCCAUUAAGUGAAAAGAUUAAAGUCUUUGCUACUAUCUUCCCCAAAGAUGAUUUAUUAAUGACAUUUAAGAGAAGAGAUCCAUUGACUGGUGAAGUCUUCGAAUAA
Messenger RNA from Naumovozyma dairenensis CBS 421, 1596 nucleotides. It is a transcript of the gene ERG5, whose product is annotated as C-22 sterol desaturase. The transcript has a single exon. The record is from RefSeq and is a predicted model, not a curated record. Gene Ontology annotation, biological process: sterol metabolic process. Gene Ontology annotation, molecular function: oxidoreductase activity, acting on paired donors, with incorporation or reduction of molecular oxygen; monooxygenase activity; iron ion binding. Bases 1 to 1596 code for a protein of 531 amino acids. Lineage: Eukaryota; Fungi; Ascomycota; Saccharomycetes; Saccharomycetales; Saccharomycetaceae.